Molecule: messenger RNA, 1629 nt
Organism: Gregarina niphandrodes
Lineage: Eukaryota; Apicomplexa; Conoidasida; Eugregarinorida; Gregarinidae
Product: putative DEAD box ATP-dependent RNA helicase
Exons: 1
Coding region: 1-1629 (542 amino acids)
Molecular function (GO): nucleic acid binding; ATP binding; RNA helicase activity
Source: RefSeq, a predicted model, not a curated record
AUGAAGCGGUCGGGGUCUACCACACGCGCGAAUAACUCGAAGAAACUGCGCACGAACGCAGACAGCGGUCCCGUAGAGAGCAAGGCUAGCGGGCCGGUAUCUCGGGAGACACGGAAGAAGAAAGUCGUGGAAAAACCAGUUGUUUUAGAACAGCCAGUUGUUUUAGAGCAGUCAGUUGCUUUAGAACAGUCAGUUGCUUUAGAACAGUCAGUUGUUUUAGAACAGUCGGUAUCUGUGGAGAAGAGUGACGAUUCUUCGGACGGUUAUUCUUCGACGGAUGACGAGGGUUCGGAAUCGGAUUCAUCCAGUGAAGGGAACGGUGAGGAUAUGGGAGCGGGCGAAGCAACGACGUUUGAAGAAAUGAAUUUGGACCAUGUAUUGCUGGAUAUAUUGAAGAGGCGGGGUUGGUCGUCGCCUACGCCGAUUCAGCAAGUGGCAAUCCCGGCGGCGUUGUCAGGUCGCGAUGUGAUAGGGUUGGCGGUGACGGGGAGUGGUAAGACGGGUGCAUUUGCAAUUCCGAUAAUUAAUGAUAUGAUGAGGAAGCAAAAGACUAGUCGUAUCCAUCCUUUCUACGCCAUUGUGAUCUUGCCAACCAGAGAGCUAUGUGUCCAGGUGGCUGAGCAGUUCCGUUUGUUGGGAUCAAUGUUGCAAUUGAAGGUUUGUUGCUUGGUCGGCGGUAUGAGUUCUAUCGACCAGACGAAAGAGUUGGCGAGACAGCCCCACAUAUUGUGUGCUACUCCGGGUCGUUUGGUUGACCAUUUGCAGAACACCAAGGGUUUUAGUCUGCAGUCAGUUCAAUUUUUGGUCUUGGAUGAGGCCGACCGUUUGCUGAGUUUGGACUUUGAGGAAGCUCUACAUGAAAUUGUGCGGAACUGUAACCCGAAACGGCAGACAUUCCUUUUCAGCGCCACGAUGACCAAUAAGUUGAGCAAGUUGCAAAGGGCUUCGCUUAAACAACCUAUUAAGGUACAAGUCGAUGAUCGCACCCAGACCGCAUACAAUCUUGUACAAAAGAUUGUACUGGUACCCAUUGACCAGAAGUUCCAGUACUUGACAGUCAUGUUAAAGAAGUAUAACGCCUACCGCUCUAUUGUGUUUUGUAACACCUGCAAAAUUGCCAACGUGCUCAACGUCUUUCUUCAACGACUCAAUUUCAAUACCGUCGCAUUAACAGGUGACAUGAACCAGACUCUGAGAUUAAAUGCGCUAGGCAGAUUCAAGAACAAACAACUAAAUGUCUUGAUCACCACCGAAGUAGCCGCUCGAGGCAUGGACAUCCCAGACGUUCAUUAUGUAUAUAACUUUGACGUUCCGAAAACCCAUAAGGAUUACAUACACCGAGUAGGACGGACAGCCCGAGCUGGUAAGCAUGGUUCUAGCUUCACUUUCGUAACCAAGCUCGACGUUAUUCAAUACAAGCUAAUUGAAGAGAAAAUAUUUGGAGAGAAAGAGCCGGACCAACUACCCCAAACCUACAAUGACAUGGACUUGGCAAAAGAGGUCAACCUACUCAACAAGGUCGUCAAUAUAAACGAUGCCAAACUGACUGCCGAAAAGGAAUACAAUACUUUAACUAAAGCAAAGGCUAUCAAGAAACGAUCUCGACACGGUGGCCGUGAUGGGGAGUGA